AUGUUCGAGCCGAGCACGCAGGAGACGGGCGUGUCCGGCCAGUGCUGGCUUGAGGUGGUGCGGGUCGCCGUCGGCAGUUUCGGGAUUGGUCCUCGUCCAGCCUGUCCCUCAAUGUUCGCUCUCAUUGUCAGCGCCGUCGUUGUUGGUGAGACCGCCAACGGGCAGGAAGGUGCUCCACGGAAAGAAGCGGGUAGUAGUGGGACACAACCUCACGGCGAAACACUCUCUCUUCCCGACAGGGGCAACGGCUGCAGAGCCAUCUAG
Angiostrongylus costaricensis is the source of this 264-nucleotide messenger RNA. The record is from the annotation of a GenBank genome assembly. NCBI's taxonomy places the organism in Eukaryota, Metazoa, Nematoda, Chromadorea, Rhabditida, Metastrongylidae.